GUUGAGCACUUCUGCACAAAACUGCACAUUGCACCUGCCCCAACGGACACUGCACUAGUAUAGUAUAAUGACAAUCUAUCAUAGGUUUUUGGUUUUUAGUCGCACAGGUGCAGACAAGAGAGAAUACUGGGACUCAUACAAUACAAAACUCCAACUGGACUACAUCAUUGCCAAAGUAAAAGAGCGUUACUCUCAAAACUGGAUGAAGCAGGAAAACAAUUACACAAAGUUCAGAUCUGAGCUGAGCAGCAAGUGUAAUGGUUUUGACAAGGCCAUCAUUACCCAGGCCAACACUCCAGUGGGUUCCAAGAUUGUGUACGAUGGAGAAAAGAAGAGCCUCGAGGUGACCCCGGAGAUUUUCAGCACCUUUGCAAAGGAGCAUCCACUCCCAAAUCAAACGUUGGACACGUGUGCUGUUGUUGGGAACGGAGGGAUCCUGACCAACAGCAGCUGUGGAAAGAUGAUCGAUUCAGCUCAGUUUGUUAUCAGGUGCAACCUUCCUCCUUUGGAAGACGACUAUGAGAAAGAUGUGGGCACCAAGACUGACCUUGUGACAGCAAACCCAAGCAUCCUCACGGAUAAGUACGGGGCUCUACAGGGGCGUCGCCGUCCGUUUGUGGAGAGCCUGGGAAUCUAUGGCAACUCUCUUCUUCUCCUUCCCGCCUUCUCAUAUGGCCAAGUCACUUCUGUGUGCCAGCGGGCUGUCUACAGCAUUGAGGAAUUUGAAAGCCCCAUCCGCCCUGUUUUCUUUAACCCUGAAUACCUCCAGAAACUGGGCAUCUUCUGGCGCUCCCAAGGCAUAAAAUCAUCGAGGCUCAGCACCGGCAUAAUGAUGACUAGCCUGGCACUGGAACUCUGUGCUAACGUGCAUCUGUACGGGUUCUGGCCCUUCAGUAAUCACCCACAUGGACUCUAUAACCUGACUAACCACUACUACGAUGAUGUAAAAGCUAAGGCAGGAGUCCAUGUUAUGCCGGUUGAGUUUGACCUCUUGUUGCAGUUGCACAUUCAGGGGGUGCUCAGGCUUCACCUGGAAGAUUGUCGGCCAGGUAAAACGUAGUUCCAGGAACUAAUGGAAGCGGACGGGACAGGAGAAAAGUGGUUUGUCCAGUCACUCAUGAAGUCUGCCAUACUUUUGAAUGAAUCUACAGAUGUAUUUUGGUUGAUGACACAGAUUAAAUGUGUCCAAGCAAGGUGCUCAGACUUACAGUGAAUACUGAGUUGGCCAAUCAGCAGCCAAAGUGUCUGCACUGAAACUGAAAUCAUGCAUUUUGCAUUUGC
Molecule: messenger RNA, 1281 nt
Organism: Centropristis striata (black sea bass)
Lineage: Eukaryota; Metazoa; Chordata; Actinopteri; Perciformes; Serranidae
Product: alpha-2,8-sialyltransferase 8F-like
Exons: 5
Coding region: 68-1060 (330 amino acids)
Biological process (GO): oligosaccharide metabolic process; N-glycan processing
Molecular function (GO): alpha-N-acetylneuraminate alpha-2,8-sialyltransferase activity
Source: RefSeq, a predicted model, not a curated record